Molecule: messenger RNA, 692 nt
Organism: Phalaenopsis equestris
Lineage: Eukaryota; Viridiplantae; Streptophyta; Magnoliopsida; Asparagales; Orchidaceae
Exons: 3
Coding region: 24-692 (222 amino acids)
Source: RefSeq, a predicted model, not a curated record
UGGCCUGUUCUUUUUAUCUGAAUAUGGAAGCUUCCUGUUCUACUAAUUCAAUGUGUGAAGACAUUGACUGCGAAUCAAUUCUGCCUAGUUCCAACUGCAAAGAGUCAAACACUGAAGAUCAACAAUCUGUCAGUAUGAAUAUUAAAGAGACUGUUGAGAUAGAGAUUCAUGAAGAUAGUAAUUACUGCUCUGAAAGCAAGAAAGCCAGUUUCAUAGAUGAGGCAGAUGGAGCACCUGCUAAUGACGUCCAUCUCCAAGAUUUCCAUGUAGAGUUCUCUGCCAUUGAUGCUGCUUCUGAUGAGAAUAGUGAGGCUAAUUCUGGGGAGAAUAGUGCUUAUAUGGAACCGAGUUCGUCUGGUACUUUUGAUGGUAAUUUGGAGAACUUUUUGAGUAAGUCUGCGACAUUCCCUUCCUCUGAAUUGGAGUUUUACCAUUCCUUCUGUACCGAGGAGACUGCAGCAUCACCAACAUAUAAGCGUUCAGUCUCCCUCCCUCCAUCUUUCAACUUUAUCUCUGCCAUGAAAGGAGGCCGAGCACGGCAUGGGAUAGAUUUGAGAUCGGAUCUGCGUGUAAAAUGGGCGACGGAUGUUUACGAUCCGCCUGUGAGUUCAAUGCUACAGAUGGUGAAAAUUAAUAAUUGUCGGCAACUUAAGUCGAAGAAGUUCGAUUAUGUUUGGCUUAAUAUAGCUUGA